This is a messenger RNA of Thamnophis elegans (Western terrestrial garter snake), 5551 nucleotides long. It is a transcript of the gene ANGPTL3, whose product is annotated as angiopoietin like 3. The transcript is spliced from 7 exons. NCBI's taxonomy places the organism in Eukaryota, Metazoa, Chordata, Lepidosauria, Squamata, Natricidae. The record is from RefSeq and is a predicted model, not a curated record. The coding region runs from base 78 to 1445 and encodes 455 amino acids. Gene Ontology annotation, biological process: triglyceride homeostasis; phospholipid homeostasis; phospholipid catabolic process.
AUUUAUAGGCAUACUAGAACUCUCCCAGAGAAAGACAAAUAGCAAAGGGAGACAUUUCUUUUCUAAGCAGAAAGAACAUGAAAAUUAUUCUAGUAUUGGUCUUUAUGAUUUCUCUAGUAAUUUCAGGUAGACUAGACGAUCACUUGGAAUCAGCAAUUGCUGAGCCUAAGUCAAGAUUUGCUAUGUCUGAUGAUGUACAUUUGCUGGCCACUGGACUACUCCAGCUUGGGCGUGGCCUUCAGGACUUUGUGAUCAAAACCAAAACCCAAAUGGAUGACAUCUUUCAAAGGCUUAACAUUUUUGACCGAUCUUUUUCUGAUAUCUUGCAACAAACCAAUGAAAUGAAAGAAGAAGAGCAGCAGUUAAAAAAAGCCACAACUAAAUUGCAAUCAACUGAAGAAGAGAUGAGAAAUGUAUCUUUGCAGCUUAAUUCCAAAAUAGACGUCCUUGCCAUCGAGAAGAUUCAACUGAAGAAUAAAGUAGGGAAACUAGAAGAAAAAAUAACUGAACUUGUACAGACCCAGCUUGAUAGCCAUGAGCCAAGAGAAAUUGCCUCACUUAAAAAUUUUGUUGAACAGCAAGAUGGCCAGCUCAAACACCUUCUCAAAAUUGUUCAACUACAACAUGAUCAACUCACAAAACAGCAAGGGCAAAUACAGGACCUGGAAGAAAAGAUAAACAGCCCCAAUUUUCAAGAGGACUCGCAAUUAUUUUCUGCAAUGGAAGAUGACAGACAUCCUAAACUGAAAAAAACAGCUAAAAAUAGCAAUUCUAGAGGUAAUGCUACUGAUUGUACUUGGAUUUACAACACAGGGGAAAGAUCUAAUGGCAUUUAUUCUAUUAAGCCCAAUGGAUCCAAAGCAUUUAAUGUUUAUUGUGAAAUGGAAGGAGAAAACCCAUGGACAAUUAUUCAGAAGCGAUCCGAUGGAUCAGUAGAUUUCAACCAAACUUGGGAGAGCUACAUAGAUGGGUUUGGUAAUCUUGAUGGAGAAUUUUGGCUGGGCCUUCAAAAGAUCUAUUCCAUUGUAGAUCAAGCUGACUACAUUUUGCGUAUUGAGCUUGAAGAUUGGAGAGCUAACAAACGUUAUAUUGAGUAUACAUUCAAAAUGGGAGGUCCAGACAGAGAUUACGCGCUCUUUCUCUCUAGGAUUACUGGGAAUAUUCCAAAUGCUCUACCUGAACAGAAAGAAAUUAAAUUUUCUACUAAAGAUCAUAGCAACAGCACUGAAAGAAAGCUUAACUGCACAGAAAGUGACUCAGGUGGUUGGUGGUACAAUGUAUGUGAAGAAACAAACCUGAAUGGAAGAUACAUCAGGUCGAGCUCAAAAGGAAAAUUAGAGAGGAGGAAACAAGGAUUGUAUUGGAAGCCUCAGAAAGGAAAACCUUAUCUCCUCAAGUCAACCAAACUGAUGAUAUAUACUACAGACUUUGAAACAUUUGACUGAACUUUAUCAAAGUUUACCUAAGAAACUGCAAACUACUUCAGUCAGGAUCCAGCGACAGCCCUUUUUGGUGUUCAAAGAAAAUCAUAUAAAGGAUGUAAUCAAACCAUAAUAAUAUUAUUCCUUAUAUACCUCAGUGUGGUUUGUCCUGCUCCAUAUGCUCAAAAAAUAAGCAGAGGUUGUUAGACAAGGACUAUUUUCUUUGAGGGCCAUUUUAGUAGAAUAUUUCUUAAUAUCAAUGCUACCUCAAGAAAUGCAAGACAAAUUGAAAUGUCUCACACCUUCCUUGGCACAAGAUUUUGCCUUAGGAAGGGAAGGGGAAUCGCCACUGCUUCAUUUCUGUGAAGUGUGUGAUAGGAAAAAAAUAUUUUAUCUCACAGGAUUAGACAGAAAGUCUAAUAAUCAGACAAGGAGUCACUAUUUUCAUUUUUGCCAAGGAUAGAAGCGGUCUCUAUUCACUUCUUUGGCAGAGAUCAAGCAGUGUAUUUUCAAACAGAAGUUGUUGGGGGGGGGGGGGAAUGAAUUGCCAGCAGCAAUCUUAAUGCUUUAGGCACAGGGGAAGCUGUUUUUCUCCUCUAUUUAGUUUAAUGCUUUAUUUCAGUUCUCUAAAGCAAAAUGUGGGCAACUUUUUUGUAUCUGGGAGCCACAGAGGGAAUGUAUCCUUUGAGUUGUUUAACAAAAGAAAAUAGGACUGUGAAGUUUAAUAGAGGCUUAACAUACCUAUUUUCUUCUCUUAUUUUUUUUUUUAAAUGAAACUAUUAAAGGAUUACCGAGACUGAGGUUGACUAUAUAUGGAAUAUAGACCCCGGAUUUUCCAGCUCUUAAUUAGGAAACAAUGGAGACACGUAAAAGCAGAAGUGAUUUAAGGGGGAAUGUGCAAGUUAUGUUGCUCCGAGCUAUACAGCUCUAUUCAUAAUAUGCCUAUAUCCCCCCCAAUCCAAGCAAGACCUUCCACUGUAAUGAAUUACAUAAAACAAAUGGCCCUCAUGUUCAAAAUGUUCAGCUGGAACCUGAACACUGAUUCCAUCCCAUUGGGAUUGUACAACACUGCAAAGUGAACCCCUUUAUUCAUUUUUUUCUAUAUACAGCAGCCUUUCCUAGCUUUGUGUUCCCUCUCUGUGGUGUCUAUAUAUAUUGGGUUCAUGUAUUUACAUAAACCAACUAGUUAGGAAUCCUGGAGUAUUGCUCUGACACUCCCAACAUUCACCCUUUAGGAGAAAUGUCAAAAAUAUCACCGUGGCGCACGUAACUAUCUAGUUCUGAGGUAAGUGAAACCUCUCACUGUGUACCUAAUAUUCCUCCUCACUUUUCUAAUAAUAUAAAUGCCUUUGUAUCAUAAUGGCUUCUUAAAAUUGGCUUCGACUAAGAAGAUAACUUCAAGUAGUUCCUUGUUAUUUCAAAAUUGUAAAUUAUAAAUUAUUGAGAUCACAAUAUAGAUUACUACAUUAUAGUACAGAAAGAACGUUGGUCCUUACCUGAACAUUUCUUUUUGGUAGACGAGAGGGAGGGGCAGCUGCCAAGCUCCACUUGGACUUAUUGUCCAUUUGCCAAUUGUGUAAUCAUAAUAACCGCCUAGAGGUCACUGAGGCUCAGAACGAGUAUUUACGACAUCUAGGGUGGCAUCGGCAGAAAACUGCGUGGCAGCAAUGAUUUUUGUAAUAUCUUGGUGAAGUCCCUCAUCCUGAACCGGAAUGCGAUCUUGGAACUGGUGAAGCCACAUGACAGCUGAUCGGUUGAAAUAGGAGGCAGCUGCAGCGGAUUUUAUGGCCCACGCAGAGGCAUUGAAAUUCUUACGUAACGUAAGUUCUGCCCAUUUGUCCUCCAGUUUCAACUUAUCAGCCACAUCUCCUGUCACUACAGACAAGGGAUUAGCAAGGGUGGCUACUGGGGUGUCCACAUUAGGCAAUUGAAGUGCCUGGGGAAAAGCCUGCUCCAUGUUGAAGAAACGGAUUGGGAAAGGUGGAAGGGCGAGACCACUGAUUCUUUACCACCUCUAGAAAAAGGAGAGGAGCAGGAACCUUAUUGGUCGCUGUAUUAGAGAACAUGACCAUGUUAGGGUCUCUGGGUGGAGGAAUGGCAGGGUCCCCUGUUCCGACCUUAAUGGUCUUCCUAGCUUUGUGUAACAAAGGUUUAAACAUGGGGGGAGCAAAGAGAUUGGGAAAGGCUGGAGGGUCCGGGAGAAUCGUCUCUUCGUCUUCCGAAAGCCCCAUGUCCUGGCGAGGGUCAUCCCCUAACACUGAGCCCUCACUAACCACUGAGAGAGAAGGGGGUCUUGCAGAUUGAUAUCUAUGUUCAGAAGAGCUCCUGGCCUGUUGAGAAACCUGGGGCCUAGGCUCCCUAGAAGACUGUUGUUCCCUUAAGGAAACUGCAGAGGCAGAGGAAAUAAGUCUCUUAAUGCUCUCAAGGAGCAACUCCAGAUCCUCAAACUCAUCCUCAGAGUGUCCUGGGGCAGGACCCUGCAGAGCUAGGGUGUAGGGAGGGAGGAAAUCCCAAAAUGAACCCUCCAAGGGGUCCCUAACCACCUCCCUGGGCCCUUGAGGAGAGACAGGAGGGGAUGGAGAAAUUUCCAGACCAGAUUGUCUGCGUGCCCCAGUGGGAGAGACAGAAGGGGAAGAAGAGCUAAACCUCCUGGGAGGAGAGGCCGAAUGAUUAGAUCCCGGCAUUAAGGGAGAUCUGGAUCUGAUAGGAGAAGAGGGCUUGUUGGCUUGGGUUUGGUGUUCUGCCCUAGCAAUCCUCCUUUCCAGGGCCUGCUGAUGCUGGUUUUCAUCCCUCUGGGUUGCUCAAGAGGGGCGCUGGAAUGCUGAAGGCUUAGCUGCUGCUGCCCUGAUUCUGGGCCCAACUAUCUCUCUCUCCUCGGCCUUGUUGAGGGCACUCCCCGGGGCCUGUGAAGUGGCCAGCCUGCUAUCUGCCAUUGGUGCCACUCACGUGUCCGGAAAGGCUAUUCUGCCCAGAAGCCACCAGCUGGUGCAAGGGCCUUGCGGGAAGUAUUGGGCUGCCGAGGCUGAACCUUGCCGGCCCGACUCCAACCGCGAUGCAAGCAGAUGGCCCAGGGCCAGAAAAUGGCCGUCUCCACGUGCGUGCUUUCAAAAUGGCCACCAGAGGUCUCUGCGCGCCAAAAAGGGCUUUGUUUCUUCAGCCACAGCUUGAAUUUGCAUGCCAUGGCGUUCAGGCGCAGCUUCUUGUUUUAAUUAAAGCCGCCCACAGUCCAAUUGGCGCCUCUAGCCUGCAGCCCUUCCCGCAGAGCUGCCGUAACGGAGUCUGACACCCCCGCAGUUCCAGGGACUGGUCAGAGCUCCCGGUAUCCACAAUGAGAGAGCGGAACGUCAAUUAGCUCUCCCUCGGCUUGCUGUGAGACGGAGGACCUUGUCUCAGCAAGAUCGCGGCUCAAUGGUUUGGAAUUUAAAGUAGCCAAUAGACCGAAUCAAAUUAAAUAGUAGAAUUUACUCACUCUCUCUGGGAACGAAAAGCAGUGCUUGGACCAAAAGACUGAAAGGAACUGGGAGCCAACAGGGAAAGGAGGAAGUUAAAAGAAAUUUUCCUCAGUCUUUGGAUCAAUCAGGCUGUGAGAAUAUCCCAAGAGUCUCCCCUCCCUCGAGUCUACCGGAAAAUGGUUAACUUGCUUUAUGAAUUUUUUUGUUGAUUGUUUGGUAAACCACCACAAAUCUGUAAAUGAAUUGGAGGUAAACAAGUGGAGUGAAUGAAGGAAUAAAUAAGCAGGCUUGCUGUUAAAUUAAAAAAUAUAUACAUUUCUAAAGUUCCUCCUGAAUGUGAGAACAAAUCCAAUUAUACAUCACUGGAAGUAUACAAAUUUGAAUCAGAGUAUCAUAAAUUACAGUAUUUUGAUGUCAUUAUCUAUAUAUAUUCCUAUAAAAUAGGCAUAACCUUAUCAAUGUACCGGUAUCUAAUUCAUAUCGACAAUAGUGUUAAACAUUUAGGCCUGUGACAAAUUGAAUUUAAAUAGUUCUGUAAGAAAUUGUCUCAUGACAUCAAGCAAAAAAAGCUAUCAAGCAAAAAAUAUUACUGGUGUUUUUGAUGAACAAAUAAACUGCAAUGUAUUUUGAAAACAAACUGAUGGUUUAUAAAACCAUGAAAAUUACUUGCUAAAGUGG